Molecule: messenger RNA, 1410 nt
Organism: Symbiodinium natans
Lineage: Eukaryota; Dinophyceae; Suessiales; Symbiodiniaceae
Source: the annotation of a GenBank genome assembly
AUGGAUGGAGUCCUUAUGACACUUCCUCACGCCGCGCCUCGCGGGCCAGCACCACCCGGGCUUCGCUUGGAGUGGACCGAUUCGCCGGAGCAGGAGCGACUGGUGGCGGAUGCAGAUUUCGAGCCCGGCAGCCUGGUUCUGCGUGAGGAAUUUCUUCUGCGGGGGCCCGCAGAGCUUCCGCCACUAGCUAUGUUUCGGCCUGUGCCGGCCGAAGUUGGAACAGUGGAGAUCCAAGGGGAGCCGGGUUUCCCUCGCGCUGUGAUCUUUGAUAAUGAGCAUAUGAAGCUUCUCUUCGAGUUUUUGAACUCAGAGACUGAAAUCCAGCAGGAAGUGCUGGCAAUGCAAGAUUCGAUGCACCCAGCUUCAGAAACGAUGCAGUCCACCACGAAAGUCGCCGAAUGGCUGAUUAGCCAGGAGCUUCCAUGGUUGGAAGGUCUAGACUUUCUGUCGCUGUCUCGACUCUUGCGGCUUUUCUGUGUCAACAGCCACCCUUGCAAGGCUGCGGGAAGCACAAGUGGCCUACUGAAGUGGGGCACCAUGAUCAAUCACUCCUGCCUUCCCAAUGUGGUUUACUCCUCUGUAGAGUCAGCUGAUGGAGAUGCGGGAGUUGAUGGCUGUGAGGAGGGCCGCUUCGAGGGCCACUUCCGUGCCUGCCGCCCCAUCAAAGCAGGUGAUGUUUUGGGUGUCUCCUACAUGAAGCUCCAGGUUGCGCUUGCACCCUUGACACAGCGCAGGCGCAUGCUGUGGUAUCUCAAGGGAUUUCUUUGCGAGUGUGACCGUUGCCGAUUUGAGGCUGCCAAUGGGGAUCCAAGUCGGGUGCUUCCGUGUGCAGGCAAUGCCACCAACUGUGCGGGGAAAAUGAAAAUGACGAGAUGCCUCUCAGGGCUGAACAGUUUGGGAACUGACGCGUCUGACGCGCUCGACGGGUUCUCGUGCACGAGCUGCGGGAGCAGGGCCAUGCGCGAGCAGGUGGAGCUCGAGGCGGAGCUGUCGCACGCCGUGCUGGGAGCACUCUGCGCUCGUUGGUCCGGUCUCAAAUCUGCUAAGGAAGCGCUUUGGGAGCUGCAGGCACGGGUGGAAGGCGAACUCCACCACGACCACUUUGCGGUGCAGGGCCUGCGCCUCCUCUUCCUGGCUCUUGAAGCGGAUGAGAUCUUAAAAGGCAAAGGUGAACAUGAUGGACAGCAGUGGCUGCGUGAGCUGAAUCGCGUGAGCUGCUGGCAUGAGUCUAUUCGACCUGGGCAGAACGGAGACUUGAUGCUGAUGCUCUCCUUCAAAAGCCUGGCGCCGGCCCUGCGCAAGUUGAAGGGAGAGCAUGGCAAGUCGGAUCCGGAGUCUUUGGAGGCUUUGGAUCGCUCGGCCUCCACGGUGCUCUCCAUGGAUGACGCCUGGGACAAACUGCCGGAGUGA